Molecule: messenger RNA, 919 nt
Organism: Megachile rotundata (alfalfa leafcutting bee)
Lineage: Eukaryota; Metazoa; Arthropoda; Insecta; Hymenoptera; Megachilidae
Product: oxysterol-binding protein-related protein 11
Cellular component (GO): membrane; cytosol
Molecular function (GO): sterol binding
Source: RefSeq, a predicted model, not a curated record
AUACAGAGAAGCGCAAGUUUUAUAUUUUGUAUUAUCAGUAUUGUAUAAAUAAAAAUAAAUACAAAUAAAAACAGUGCUCAAGGAAUGCUUAGGAAUUACCAUGAUUGUAGUAGCUUUAAUUUUGCGAAUAAAACUUUGUCAAUCUUUUCGAAUUUAAUAGGUUACUUAACCACAAGUGUUUACGAGAUAAUUGUUUUAAUUCCUAACCUAUGUUACAUUGGCCUGCCUAACCUUCCUUGAUAUGUCAGUUCGGAUGACAGAUUGCUCUAAGCAACUGUCUGGUUUAAAUAAUACAAGGCUUCCAAACAAAGAACGGAAUAAAUGAUGAACGUUCAAAUAAGGCAUCCCUAUGAGGGUUUACUACAUAAAUAUACCAAUGCCAUGAAAGGAUGGCAAUACCGUUGGUUUAUCCUUAGUCCUGAAACUGGUGAACUACAUUAUUUUCUAAGUGAAUCUGAGAAAAAUCAACGACCACGAUGUUCUAUUUAUUUAGCUGGAGCAGUAAUUGCACCAAGUGAUGAAGAUUCCAAUACUUUUACUGUCAAUUCUGCUACAGGUGAUAUGAUUAAACUAAGAGCUACAGAUGCUCGUGCUCGUCAAGAAUGGGUUGACAAGCUACGAGCUGUUACUGAAAUGUAUACUAGAGCCAUAGCCAGCAGUCAUCCUCCUUUACCUCCAAGAGAACAUUCCGCCAGUACCACUAGAAACCCAGUUGCUAAGCUGGAAGUUUUAGAUGCUUUUGCCAAUUGUCAGGAGCAACUGAGCAAAGUGGAAAAACAUAAUCUUGCAUUAGCGCAGACUAUUGAGAACUCAAGUUUAAAUUUGGACCCUGAUUUACUAGUUCUUAAAGCAAUGGCACAUACUACAUUACACACAUUAAAUCAAUGUCUUAAUAUAUUAUAUCAAUAAUUACUGAAAG